CUAAUUGAAUUAUCCUAACCUCACGAAAAACUCACUUCCGGUCGUAGCUGUGUCGAAGUGGCGUGUUUAUAGGGAAUCUCGUAAAAAGAAACCCCCCACUCCCACUGAUUCACAGCUGUCAGUUGGAGGAAAAAAACACUGUCAAUCUUUGGGAGGAACCACUGUACAGUAUUUUAACAACCAAGACGAAGAAAGAGCAAAUCCUGGAAACAUCAACGUCGUUUAGAAGCUUCUACGAGCCAGGCGAAUCUCUUUGAAAAGGCGUGACGUGAAGAGCAGUGUCAGUUUGCUCUGUCACACAUUAGAAAUUGGGGUUGGCUAGCUAGUAGCUGGCUAACCAGCUAGCCAGCUAAAUUUAUAUUGCUCAAAGGGAUUGGCCUUCUCUUUUGCAUUGGGGUCAUUACACCGGAAAGAACAUCUCAGGAUUCAAUUAAACCUCAUUUUUAUGUUUUGGGUCCCAAAGAAGGAUUUUUUCCCCCCACACUGUGUUGCUCUAAUUUGGCCCUGAACGUGUUGGUGGAGCUGCAGUUGCACAGAAGCCAUGGGGACACCAGGUAGAAAGCGUGCCCCUAUCAAGGACCGGUUUUCAGCUGAGGAUGAAGCCCUUAGUAGCAUUGCCCGGGAGGCGGAGGCCAGGUUGGCUGCAAAGAGAGUGGCCAGGGCGGAGGCGAGGGACAUCCGAAUGAGAGAACUCGAACGGCAACAGAAAGAGCUCUCCUCUCGCCACUCCUCAUCCAGCAGCAGGAAAAGCUGGGGCUCGAUCCACCAAUGGAUGGCCGACACAGAGAAGGCCCGGCACUCUGGAACUAGUACUAGAUCCAGUAGCCAUCAUCGGCGGGAUGAUGAUGUCAUGUCGGUCCGUAGCACUGGAAGCUACAGGUCAACCUCCUCAUUGCGAGACCUGGGCAGCUCAUCUUAUAAAAGCCUGGCCAGCACCUCUCAUCGAAGAGACCUGGUGUCUGACGGCCUGUCCAAUAGCUCGGCCCUGAAGAGUAGCUCCUCUGUGAAGGGUAGCUCCUCUCUGAAGAGCUCCCGCUCCACUAGCUCUGUGUACAACGACCUGCAUAAGAAGGCUCCCGUGUCCAGCAGCUCCAGGAAGGGCCUGCUGACUGGCUUGUACCAUGAUCAGAGGAACUACAGCAGCUUAAAGAACACCUCCAAACUUCCUCCUCCCACUACUUCCACCUAUCAGCCUCGGGCCCCAUCUGUGGCCUCCACCGCUGGCUCUGGUUCGGGGUUGACGCGCAGCUACAGCCUGGCUUCUAUAAAUGACGACGGUCUGUAUGGCUCGUACACUGGUUCUCAAUUGCAUACUCCCUCUGAGUACAGCUGGUGCUCCACCCGGAGCAGCCCUGUGUUAGUGAGGUGUGUGCCAAGUGCAUGUGGAUACAGUACUCUGAUAAAGGGGGAUCCUGACUGCUCAUGCUCCUCACAGAACUCCUCUGAUGACGAUACUGCCAGCACCGUGUCCCAGGAGCGCUACAGUCGCGGCAGGAGAGACAGCGUGUCGUCUGAUUUCUCUGACAUCAGUGAGUCGGCCGCUGACUAUUUCAGCCGCUCCAACCGCAGGGGCAGCGUUGUGUCUGACCUGGAUGACCUGUGUAUCCCAGACGACCUGGACGCUCUGGAUGAAAAAUGUGAUAAGACCUUCGUAGACUACAGCCGGCCAUCCUCGCGCUGCACCACUCCCGGCCUCUCCCCGGCCACCCUGGCCUCCCUGGGGGGGACCUCCUCGAGACGGGGCAGUGCAGACACAGGCAGCAUUGUCGAUCCUGACACCAGUCUGAGUGAAUUGAGGGAUAUCUAUGAUCUAAAGGACCAGAUUCAGGAUGUAGAGGGGCGGUACAUGCAGGGGCUUAAAGAGCUGAAGGAGUCGCUCUCGGAGGUGGAGGAGAAGUAUAAAAAAGCCAUGGUAUCGAACGCACAGCUGGACAACGACAAAACCAACCUUGUCUACAACGUGGACACACUCAAGGACGUGAUCGAGGAGAUGGAAGAGCAGAUGGCCGAGAUGCGGAGGGAAACAGAGGACAAGUCUAAGGAACUAGAAAGACAAAAGCACACAUGCACUGUCCUGCAGCACAAACAAGUGGAGUUAAAAGAGGGAAUCCGCCAGAGAGAUGAGCUCAUAGAGAAGAACCAGCGAAUCCAGACUAACUUAGAUACCCUCACCAGAGAGGUGUUUGACCUGCAGGAAACGAUAAACUGGAAGGACAAAAAGAUUGGGGCCUUAGAGAGGCAGAAAGAGUACUUUGAUUGCAUUAGGAAUGAGAGGGAUGAGCUCAGAGAUGAGCUGGCUGACAUCAAGGCGAAGGCCAAAACAGGAGAGAAACACGGCCUGGUCAUAAUCCCUGAGGGCAUGCCUAACGGGGACAUCAGCCACGACGACCCAGCCACAGGGAUCACUGUGGUCACACAGGAGGCUGCCCAGGUGCUGGAGUCAGCAGGAGAAGGGCCUCUGGAUGUUAGGCUACGAAAGCUUGCGGAUGAAAAGGAUGAACUCUUAGCUCAGAUCAGGAAGUUGAAAAUGCAGCUGGAGGAUGAAAGGCAGAAGCACUCGAAGAUGGAGAACGCCUUCACAGAGGGAGAGAGAAUGGAGAAUGGCACUGAUCUGCACGUCAUCGAGAUGCAGAGAGAUGCCAACAGACAGAUAAGUGAAUACAAGUUCAAGCUCUCGAAGGCAGAACAGGAAAUGGGCACAAUGGAACAAAACAUCAACAGACUUGAAGGACAAGUGUCCAGAUACAAGGCAUCGGCGGAAAACUCAGAGAAAAUAGAAGAUGAACUUAAAAUUGAAAAAAGGAAACUUCAAAGGGAGCUGCGUACAGCUCUGGAUAAGACUGAGGAGAUGGAGAUGACCAACAACCACCUAGUAAAGCGCCUUGAGAAGAUGAAGGCCAAUCGGAACGCCCUUCUGUCUCAGCAGUGAUGUCUGCUGGAUUGCCGCAGAAGCCCUUAAACUCACACCUCAGUGUCUGGAGCACAUUUCCAUUCUUCCUGUAACACUUAAAGUUGUGUAGCAAAACCAAAAACACUUACAGAAAAAAAGCAACACUGGUAGCACCGAGGCGAGAAUUAGUGUUUUUUUUUUUUUUAAAUAAAUGAUUAGCAUUGGUUUGUGCACCAGUGUCGUCGGAGGGAGACUCAACCUAUUAAACCAUAGUUACUAGGGGAGGUGAUGAAUCUAAGGAAAAUUUGACUCAUUACUUUAUUUUUCAAAGCUUUGUACUACAUGUUAUUCACAAGGUUUUACUGCUGGGUGCUUGGCUAUUAUAAUUUUUUUUAAAUAAGUUGCAUGAAUGAGUAUAAUGGCGCUUUUUAACUGUUAAACCCUUACGGCUGCUCUCUGGCCGUGCACCUAUCCAUAAUCCCUCACACAGUGAAGUGCCUUCUCACACCUGGAGACUGAGGGUUUUGCAUUAACCAAACAAUUCAAAACAAUAACUGGUACAGAAUUAUGUAUUUAAAGGUGCAGUCAUGAUUUAAUGAAAUAUAUAGAACCAAUUGUCUGCAGAGGUUUCUCAAAUAUUUAAAGAUUUCUUGGCAAUAAGUGUAAAUGUCAGAACUGUAAAUACAAGGUAGAUUUGUUAUUUUUUUUUGCAUGGGUUAUGGCACAUUGAAUUCCAUUUGUAAGAGUGAUGGUUUGAGGUUCUUUAUUUGGGGUACAUCAGAAGACAGCACUACAUACCACUUCUCAAACAGUGUUCGCUGCUUUGAAAGCCAAGCAGUUUCAAGUCUCAGGACCACACAGUGAUUGUGUCUGGGGCAGCUAUCGCAUUGAAUAAACUCUUAACAGAUUUA
This is a messenger RNA of Oncorhynchus keta (chum salmon), 3801 nucleotides long. RefSeq names its product leucine rich repeat (in FLII) interacting protein 2 (gene lrrfip2). NCBI's taxonomy places the organism in Eukaryota, Metazoa, Chordata, Actinopteri, Salmoniformes, Salmonidae. The record is from RefSeq and is a predicted model, not a curated record. Gene Ontology annotation, biological process: regulation of DNA-templated transcription. The coding region runs from base 542 to 2929 and encodes 795 amino acids. The transcript is spliced from 28 exons.